UGAGGAUCACUUUAGUGCCGCUACGGUGGUCGCUGAAACGUCAUGUGUGUCCUUUGACAUCCUGAAAGUUUCAGACAGAGGAUGACCCACUGCAGUGACAGCGAGAUUAAUGAGCAGAGCGAUGACAGAGCAGGAAAACUGAAGAAGAACCAGAAGAAGAGAAGUACAGGAGGAAAACAUGUGUCUUUCCCACCUGAUGAACAGAUAGUAUCUGGCUUUGCUGAGCACAGGGAUGCUGAUAGAAGGGCUGACAGCUGCCUCACCUUGACAGAGGUAAUGGAGGCCUACCAGCAGAGCUGCACCAGACACCAGGUCCAACCACGAGCACACGUGCUGCAACAGCUUCAGGGUGCGUGUGUAGGUGGCAGUGUGAAGUGUCUGGAUCUCAAAGGUGAGCGAUUAGACCAGCGCUCCUGUGAAGCUCUGGAAGUCGUCCUGAAAUCGCUGCACUUUGAUUUCAUCAAUCUGCAGGCGGCCCAACUGGAAGAAAAUGGAGCAUCGUCUUUGCUGGAUAUGAUUUUGUACUAUGAAUCUACAACCCAUCUUGACAUUUCUGACAACAACAGUAUGGGAACAUCCGGUUGGAGGGCCCUCGCUCAUUUGAUAAAGCAGAGUGUGUGUCUGUCCAGACUGGACAUUUGUAGCACGCCCAUCGUAGACUACCCAGCCAUGUCUCUGUCCAAAGCUCUGCUGACCAGCCGGCUCACAGUGCUGCACCUUCACAAUGCCCAGCUCAGCGGAAUGCCACUAUUCACACUGGUUGGUGCACUGAAGAUAAACAGGGCUUUGCAAGAACUCCAUCUCACCAACAACUCGCUGAACAGCUACCAGGAUGCACUGCAGCUCGGAGACCUGUUACGCUACAACUCCACUUUAAAGACUCUGGAGCUCAGCAACAAUGCUCUGGCAGAUGCUGGUCUUGAGGAGCUGUGUGAUGGUCUGAGGUGGCAGACAGCAGGUCUGAAGGUCUUACUGCUGAGGAACAACCACAUCACUGCACAUGGCAUGGUCUUUCUCGCCAGUACUCUGCCAAUACUGAAGGUCCUGGAGGUCCUGGAUCUGGCUGAGAAUGUCCUGGAGAACGAGGCGAUCCAGGUGAUCAGGACAUCCCUGAUGGUGAACUGCUCAUUGAAGCAGCUUGGCCUGUCCCAAACCAGAAUCACCUGUGAAGGUGCCGUGGCAUUGGCUGAGGUCCUCGCUGAGAACCAUCACAUUCAGAGUCUGGACCUCCGUCAGAAUGAGGUGAAGGUCGGGGGCCUGAUGGCCUUGUGUCUGGCCCUGAGAAUCAACCGCUCACUUGCUAUUCUGGACUUGGACCAUGUUCCCCCAGAGGAGCAGGAUGAGUUCCUGAUGGAGACUCAGAAGAGGCUACAGUCAGAGAUCACCCAGUGUUGCCUGACCAACGCCAGGCGCUGCGGCCUUGACGUGGACACGUCAGACAUGUUGUCGACUGAGGCCGACGGAGCUGCCGAGAGCAUGGCCACAGUCUGAGAUCUCACACACACACACACACACACACACAGCGAGAGAGGAGGCAAAAUGGCAAACCUUGUUCUCAUCACCUCAGACACACUCACAGAUUCAGUCACAGAGACGGCAGGUCCCACCGUCCCCAGCCCAAAUGGCUGACGAGCAGAUAUAUGCGAAUAAUGAUUCUAUUGCAAAUAAUGAUAAUCAUAAAACUCCAAAUCUGGGUAAUAAAGGCGGAGUAGAGCUCCCUAAUGAAACACCGGCGUCCCCUCUGCCUCCGCCUAAUGUUCCCGUCGAGCCGCUCGCCAUUUUUCCAUAAAGCAAUUUUGCAAGCCCUCUUCAAACAUGAAUCACCUAGAAAUGAAGAAACCCCCCCACCACCACCACCACCACCACACACCCACACCACCACUGUCACCUCCACCCUCCCCUUUGUACAACACUGGCACCAGACUGGUAUGUCUGUGUGCGAGAGGAGAGUCUCAUAAUUAAUCUCAGUCCUUGACUCGCUUCACAAACUCUACCCGGUUAAUGAAGAGUGUUUUACGAGUCCUAACCUUUUCACAUGCAACAGUUAUUGACUCUUUUAUUCCUGUU
Molecule: messenger RNA, 2067 nt
Organism: Solea solea (common sole)
Lineage: Eukaryota; Metazoa; Chordata; Actinopteri; Pleuronectiformes; Soleidae
Product: protein phosphatase 1 regulatory subunit 37
Exons: 11
Coding region: 82-1491 (469 amino acids)
Molecular function (GO): protein binding
Source: RefSeq, a predicted model, not a curated record